Molecule: messenger RNA, 1619 nt
Organism: Cuscuta campestris
Lineage: Eukaryota; Viridiplantae; Streptophyta; Magnoliopsida; Solanales; Convolvulaceae
Source: the annotation of a GenBank genome assembly
GCAAGGUGCCAAUCUCCAUUGCAGGGCAAGAAACUCCAUGCCCAAAUUGUAAAGAACGGCCAAGACAAAUGUGCUCCCCCCAUCUACUCCAAUGGUCUCAUCGACAUGUACGGCAAAUGCCACCUACUGAAAGACGCCCGCCAGGUGUUCGACGAAAUGCCCCAAAGGGACUUAGCCUCGUGGGCUUCCCUUUUCACCGCCCACAACCUCGCUGGCCUCCCCCUAUCCACUCUCUCCAUCUUCCCAAACAUGUCGCGCCUCGACGGCUUUCAACCUGACCACUUUGUUUUCGCCAGCCUCGUCAAGGCUUGCGCUGACCUUAGUGCCCUAAGAGUGGGAAAACAGGCUCACGGGCAGUUCAUCGUGUCACCCUUUUCGCACGAUGAUGUCGUGAAGUCUUCCCUUGUCGACAUGUACACCAAAUGUGGGGCCCUUGGUCACGCCCGAAAGGUUUUCGACUCUAUCUUCCACAGGAAUCCGAUUUCGUCUGUUGCUAUGAUUUCUGGGUAUGCGCGGAAUGGGAUGAAGCCUGAAGCCAUGGAACUUUUUCGCUCUUCUCAGGUGAAAACCAUAUCCACAUGGACUGCAUUAAUAUCUGGAAUGGUGCAAAGUGGGGAAUUUUUCGACGCGUUUAGCCUUUUUAUCGAAAUGAGAAAAGAAGGUGUUGAUAUUUCAGACCCAUAUGUUCUUUCCAGCAUCAUUGGAGCUUCUUCCAGUCUUGCAGCUCUGGACCUCGGCAAACAGAUCCAUUGUUUGGUCAUCAUUUUUGGUUACAAACCCAACCUCUUUGUCAGUAACUCACUGGUGGACAUGUAUUCCAAGUGCUCCGAUGUGCUGGCAUCGAAAACCGUGUUCGAUGACAUGGCAAUUAGAGACGUCGUCUCAUGGACAUCGAUCAUUGUUGGCAUGGCACAACAUGGGAAAGCAAACGAUGCUUUGUCGCUGUAUGACGAAAUGGUCUCAGAGGGGUUCAAGCCAAAUGAAGUCACUUUCACGGGACUAAUCUCUGCGUGUAGCCACUAUGGCUUGGUAGAGAGAGGCCGCGGCCUUUUCAAGUCCAUGACUGAGGAUUAUAGUCUGAACCCAUCUCUGCAGCACUAUACGUGUCUGUUGGAUCUAUUGAGCAGGUCUGGGCUUCUUGAUGAGGCUGAAAACCUGCUCGAAACGAUGCCAUUUGAACCGGACGAAGCUGCUUGGGUGGCACUCUUGAGCGCCUGCAAAAGGCACGGGGCUGCUGAGAUGGGGAUGAGGGUUGCGAACCGUGUCAUGAGUGUGGGGCCCACCGAGGCAUCGACGUGUGUCUUGCUGUCUUCGGUUUAUGCGGGCGCGGGCAUGUGGGGGAAUGUGUCUAAACUGAGGGGACUGAUGGCCAGUUUGGAGGUUAAGAAAGAGCCUGCUUAUAGCUGUGUUGGUUUGAGUGGGGAAUGUGAUGUCAAGUCUUCUUGUGUAUAGUUUCUAGAAAACAACCCAAUUUUCUUUGUUUUGUUUUAAGGGCCUUGAAAUUAUUUUUUCUUUAUUAUUUUUGUAUUUUGGAUGUGAUUCUUUUGAUGUCAAACUACUUGUGAAACAAAAGUUGGACGUGAGGAUGAAAUUAUAUUGAAUAAUGCUAAGGUGCCACC